Molecule: messenger RNA, 1023 nt
Organism: Uncinocarpus reesii 1704
Lineage: Eukaryota; Fungi; Ascomycota; Eurotiomycetes; Onygenales; Onygenaceae
Product: solute carrier family 25
Exons: 2
Coding region: 1-1023 (340 amino acids)
Biological process (GO): transmembrane transport
Cellular component (GO): mitochondrial inner membrane
Molecular function (GO): S-adenosyl-L-methionine transmembrane transporter activity
Source: RefSeq, a predicted model, not a curated record
AUGGAGGCGGUUGACCAUCCUCGAGAGGAUGCGUCACAGGCACUCGUCCCCUCUCUCUGGACGAGAUCCCUCCUGGCCGGAGCAGUCGCCGGUCUCACUGUUGACGUUUCCCUCUUCCCUCUAGAUACUAUCAAAACCAGACUCCAGCAAGCUCGAAGGCGCCAGGGUAAUACUAAUUCAGUCCCAUCGACAAAAUCUGGCCUUCCACUGCUUCGCCACUCAAUUCGAGGUAUAUAUGCUGGAUUGCCGUCUGUCCUCCUUGGCUCCGCCCCAUCCGCCGCAAGCUUUUUUGUGGUUUACGAUGGAGUGAAACGACUUCUCCUCCCUUCACAUCAAUCUACCGAAAAUACACCACCGUCAUGGCAACGCGCAGUUCUUACGCAUUCACUUGCAUCAUCCCUGGGAGAGGUGGCUGCUUGUGCGGUUAGAGUUCCCACCGAAGUGAUCAAGCAACGAGCUCAGGCUGGUUUAUUUGGAGGAUCCACGUUACUAGCUCUGAAAGAUAUCCUCUCUCUACGUCACGCCAACUUGCCAGGCGGAGGAAGGGGCAGCUGGACAUUGGUUCUCCGCGAGUUAUACAGAGGGACGGCAAUUACCAUCUCACGCGAAAUUCCAUUCACGAUCCUACAGUUUACAAUGUGGGAAAGGAUGAAAGAGACGUAUGCUUUAUGGAGGCGUCAAUCCAACCCCUCAGCUCCCGUUUCCGCGACUUCGAGUGCGUUCUUUGGUAGCAUUGCCGGCGCGAUAUCCGCUGGGUUGACCACACCGCUUGAUGUAGUGAAAACAAGAGUCAUGUUGGCCAGAAGAGGUGGAGACAGCGAUGGCGGAGGCAAGAUUCGGGUGAGAGAUGUUGUGCGAGGUAUUUGGAGGGACGAAGGGUUCGGCGCGUUUUGGAGGGGAAUUGGACCCCGAGUCGCCUGGAUUGGAAUCGGAGGUGCAGUAUUCCUCGGGAGUUAUCAGCGAGCAUGGAACUUGCUUGAAGGUAGCAAACUCCAAAAAGAAUGCGCUGAAGCGGACUUGUGA